This is a messenger RNA of Neoarius graeffei (lesser salmon catfish), 5988 nucleotides long. RefSeq names its product phospholipase D1b (gene pld1b). NCBI's taxonomy places the organism in Eukaryota, Metazoa, Chordata, Actinopteri, Siluriformes, Ariidae. Bases 141 to 3257 code for a protein of 1038 amino acids. Gene Ontology annotation, molecular function: D-type glycerophospholipase activity; phosphatidylinositol binding. Gene Ontology annotation, biological process: phosphatidic acid biosynthetic process; intracellular signal transduction; regulation of microvillus assembly. The record is from RefSeq and is a predicted model, not a curated record. The transcript has 26 exons.
CGCCUGGGUUUUGGGCGCGUCCCCGCUGUGAGCUCUGUGAGGAAGAGCAGAGCGGAGCUGCUUUCGGGAGCGGCGGGACUUCUGACUUCCGACUGAGUUUCUACUGAGGAGGGCUCUGGCCAGGAGACUGAGUGUUAGCCAUGUCGCAGCAGGACAUCGUCACAGCCAGCACACUGGAACUGGUGGCCACAGACAUGACGGACAUCUUGGAGAACCUCGACACGCGUGAGCUGGACAUCGGAGACAGCGAGGACGUGUUUGAAGGACCAGGCGCUAACAGUGCAGGAGCUCGAAUCCCAUUCUCUCUUAUUUACAAGAUGGCGGGAUUUAAAGAACAGGAUGCUGGAGUCUUCCUCAUGUCCUGCCCCAUCACUGCCAAAAUCCUGGAGGUGGAGCGUUUUGCCUGUGCUCAGGACCGCUUCAACAUCACGCACCAGAGGAGUGUGUCCAAGAAACUUCCCGCAGUUUUCAGGAUCGAGAUGAGACACGGGAACUUCAUCUGGACAGUGAAGAGGAAGGAGAAGCACUUCAUGGAGCUGCACAGAGAAUUACGCACCUACAAAACCUUCCUGAAGAUUCCUCUGCCCUCUCGCACUCACACAGAGCGGAGGCAGACGGUCAGACACGCACGGCAGAUGCCGACGUUACCGCGUGGCGGGGGAGACGAACUCGCCCGGGAGGAGCAAGUGUCCAGCCGGAGGCGUCAGCUCGAGGAUUAUUUAAACAAGCUGCUAAAAAUGCCGCUGUACAGAAACUACCAUGCCACAAUGGAGUUCAUUGACGUGAGUCAGCUGUCGUUUAUUCAUGAUUUGGGACCAAAAGGAUUAGAAGGAAUGGUGCAUAAAAGGUCCGGAGGUCACCGGAUUCCUGGACUUAACUGCUGCGGCCACAGUAAAGUGUGUUACCGCUGGUCCAAACGUUGGUUGGUGGUGAAAGAUUCUUUCCUGCUCUACAUGAAGCCCGACUCCGGUGCCAUCUCCUUCGUCCUGCUGGUGGAUAAAGAGUUCUGUGUAAAAAUGGACUCUAAAGACACGGAGACAAAGCAUGGCGUUCGUGUGGACAGUCUGUGCAGGAACCUGGUCCUGAAGUUCUCCAGUUUCCGCCACGCCCGCUGGUGGGGUCAAGCCAUUGAUGACUUCGUGCAUAAAUAUGGCAGCGCCUUCCUCCAGGACCAUCGCUUUGGUUCCUUCGCCAACGUGCAGGAAAACAUCCCGUCCAAAUGGUUUGUGAACGGAAAAACGUACAUGGAGGACGUCGCUAAUGCACUGGAGGAAGCUGAGGAGGAGAUCUUCAUCACAGACUGGUGGCUGAGUCCCGAGAUUUUCCUCAAAAGGCCAGUUGUUGAAGGAAACCGCUGGCGUCUGGACUGCAUCCUGAAACGCAAAGCCCAAAAAGGAGUUCGGGUCUUCGUUAUGCUCUAUAAGGAAGUGGAACUUGCUCUUGGGAUCAACAGUGAAUACAGCAAGAGGACGUUGCAGCAGCUUCACCCCAACAUCAAGGUGAUGCGACAUCCUGACCAUGUCUCCUCCACCGUCUAUCUGUGGGCUCAUCACGAGAAGAUUGUGGUCAUUGACCAAUCAGUGGCCUUUGUGGGCGGGAUUGAUUUGGCGUACGGACGCUGGGACGAUCGAGAACACCGGCUAACUGAUGUAGGGAGCGUGACGAGAACCCUCAACACGUCUGCAGAGAAUGUAGCAGAAGCGUCUCUCUCCAUGGCGUCUCCUUCUAACGGUCUCGCACAAAGUAAAAGUAAAAAUUCCGGCAGGGAUUUGGAAGAGCAGCCCAAACUUCGAGGUUACGGGAAAUCCAGGAGGAGUCGCUUCAGCAUCAGGAAACACCUGCAGAGACAUGGGCUGGCGCACGCCGACAGUGUGAGCAGCACGGAGAGCUCUGAGGAAAACGCAGAAUCACCUCAGAACCUGCAGGCUGAUGUUAUCGGUCUGAUGGGGAACACGCGGUUCUGGCACGGCAAAGAUUACUGUAACUUCGUGCACAAGGACUGGAUCAAGUUGGACAAACCGUUUGAUGAUUUUAUCGACAGACACAUCACUCCCAGAAUGCCGUGGCAUGACAUCGCCUCAGUGGUUCAUGGGAGAGCUGCGAGAGACGUCGCGAGGCACUUUAUUCAACGCUGGAAUUUUACCAAGCUUGUGAAGCCGAAGUACCGUUCUGUGUCGUACCCGUACCUCCUCCCCAAAUCCCACACCACUGCCAACGACAUCAAGCACCAGGUCCCAGGCUGCGUUCACACUAAAGUCCAGGUGUUGCGCUCUGCUUCUGAUUGGUCCGCCGGUAUAAAGUACCAUGAAGAGUCCAUUCACAACGCCUAUGUGCAUGUGAUCGAGAACAGUAAACACUACAUCUACAUCGAGAACCAGUUCUUUAUAAGCUGCGCUGAUAACAAGCUCGUCUACAAUAAGAUCGGAGACGCCAUCGCUCAGAGGAUCCUCAAAGCCUACAGGGAGGGUACGAAGUACCGUGUGUACGUCGUUACUCCUCUCUUACCUGGAUUUGAGGGAGACAUUAACACUGGAGGAGGAAGUGCCAUCCAGGCCAUCAUGCACUUCAACUACAGAACAAUGGUUAGAGGAGAACAUUCCAUCAUGUCCCAGCUGAAGAAAGAGAUGGGAGAUCAGUGGAUGAACUACAUCUCGAUUGGGGGACUGAGGACUCACACUGAACUGGAGGGAAAACUGGUGACGGAGUUAAUUUAUGUCCACAGCAAAAUGCUCAUUGCAGACGACAACACCGUCAUCAUCGGUUCAGCAAACAUUAAUGACCGCAGUAUGUUGGGAAAGCGGGACAGUGAAGUGGCUGUUAUUUAUGAGGACACAGAGACGGAGACGUCUGUUAUGGAUGGACAAGAAUAUCAGGCAGGACGAUUCGGACUGCAACUCCGUCUAGAAUGUUUUAGGACGAUCCUCGGCGCUCACACGGACUCCAGCAUCGAUGUCUCGGACCCCAUCAGUGACUAUUUCUAUAAGGAGGUGUGGUUGACCACUGCAGCUCGCAAUGCCACCAUCUACCAGAAGGUGUUCCGCUGUUUGCCAUCGAGUGAUGUGAGGACGAUCCUGGAGUUGGAAGGAUAUCUGUCCAAGGCCGGUUUGGAUAAAGAGGAUCCUCUGAAAGCUCAGGAGGAACUGAAGAAGAUCCGAGGCUUCCUCGUCCAGUUUCCUCUCUACUUCCUGAGUGAGCAGAACCUUCUCCCACCCAUUGGUUCUAAAGAGGCCAUGGUACCCAUGGAGGUGUGGACCUGAGAGACAGCGCAGGUUUAUCUCAGGAGGGUUCUGAACAUCUGUUCGUGGAUUUAGAGGAGAUUUGUCAAGUCGUGAUGUGACUGUGUCCUGAUUUGUGUUUUCACUCUGUGGGAAUUUUCUUUCUUUUCUAACACUAUGCAACUUGAACCCAUUUGACAGCAAACACAUGCAGAGGAACGUUUUUUUCCCUCCUCAGUAUCUUUACACAUUCCACAAAAUUCCUUUUAAUUUGUUUCUCGUGUCACACAGCAUGCUAUUUUUUUCUCUACAGUUCCGUGGCCUUGAACACGUUAAAUAUAAAGUGCCAAAUGUGAGAACCUUCAUCAGCAAAAUGUUGGAUGGAAGCUUGCUUGGUUUGUGGGCCUUGUAUUUCGCCUUUUUAAAGUAUUUCACUGUAUGGGACGUAAACAUCAGCCAUAUUUACACGGAUACUUUUAUGUGUUUAAUUCUGCUUCCUGAUUGUAUGCACACGGAUGAUUUGAAAGCCAUCAGGACUUUCCUAUGAUGUGUCUCUGGAAGUUCAGAGACAGAAACAGCACGAUUACGGCGUUGUGUCCUAACACUUGAACACAUAAUUAAUUAAUAAAUAAUAAUAAUAAUAAUAAUAAUCAGAGCACAUUUUAAAUAUAGGUGAGUGUAUGUAAUGUUUGAAAUUAUAAAAUUAUUAUUAAAUAUUUAUACACAUUUUACUCAUUGUAACCUUGAAAUUGUCUCAUUCCACUGGCAGAUCUGGAAUUUUUACACAUAUUUAUAGAAUGCCAAUGAAAAAAACAAUUUCAAGGUUAAAAUUAGUAAAAAAUAAAUAAAAUACAAACUUAUUAAGUUUUAUUAUCCCCCACUGGCUGAAAGGCCUGAAGGGGGAUUAUGUCGUGGUGAUGUCCGUCUGUCCGUCCUGGGAAGGGUGCUCACCUUCUGAAAUCAAAUCCUCUCACAAUUUGUAGAGGAAUUUCAUGAAACUUGGCAAAAGGCCUUGUUAUUAUGUCGGUAGUACGCAUAUUGUUGUUAUUUUGUUCAAUUCGGUCGCAUUUUACCAGAGUUGUGACCCUUGAUCAACAACCUUGUACAAGGUAUGCUUGCUUUCUGAAAUCAACUUCCCUCACAAUUUUUAUCCUCUGCUGGUCGAAAGGCCCGAAGGGGGAUUAUGUCGUGGCUAUUUCCGUCCGUCCUUCCUGGGAAGGGUGCUCGCCUUCUGAAAUCAGCUCCUCUCACAAUUUGUGGAAGAAUCUCACGAAACUUGAUAGGAUGCUUUAUUAUAUGUCGCUAAUACGCAUGUUGCAAUUUUGUUCAAUUCAGUCGCAUUUUACCAGAGUUAUGCCCGAGUAGCCAGCGGGGGAUAUUGUGCUCUCAGAGCACUCUUGUAAUAUAUUAUAUAACCUCACGUCGAUUUUUAACCUCAUCUCAUCUCAUUAUCUGUAGCCGCUUUAUCCUGUUCUACAGGGUCGCAGGCAAGCUGGAGCCUAUCCCAGCUAACUACGGGCGAAAGGCGGGGUACACCCUGGACAAGUCGCCAGGUCAUCACAGGGCCGACACAUAGACACAGACAACCAUGCACUUCUUACAUUCCUCCGCCAUUCCACCUGUUGUGCUGAAUACCAGUGGUGUGACUGUACCUUGCUCGAUUUCCAUAACCCUGCUAGCAUACUGGCGUUUCUUUUCCUUCUCGUGUUGUCAGUAGACUUGCUUGGGGCUUAGGUAUCUGUAUGAUUCUGGAUUUGGGUGACACACCCAGACGUCGAAGAAUGCAGAUCUCUGCUUCUCCCAAAACCCGCGAGCAUGGAUGUCUAAUCGAGCAUCAGGGGCUCUGUUUGCGCCCCUUUUCAAGCUUUCUUCCAGUAAUCUCCUGCAGUACCGGUUCUAUUUCAACAUCAUUACACAGCAUUUUUAACAUCUCUACAUAAUUAUUAUUAUUAUUAUUAUUAUCCAUCCAUCCAUUAUCUGUAGCCGCUUAUCCUGUUCUACAGGGUCGCAGGCAAGCUGGAGCCUAUCCCAGCCGACUACGGGCGAAAGGCGGGGUACACCCUGGACAAGUCGCCAGGUUACUGCAGGGCUGACACAUAGACACAGACAACCAUUCACACUCACAUUCACACCUACGGUCAAUUUAGAGUCACCAGUUAACCUAACCUGCAUGUCUUUGGACUGUGGGGGAAACCGGAGCACCCGGAGGAAACCCACGCGGACACGAGGAGAACAUGCAAACUCCGCACAGAAAGGCCCUCGUCGGCCACAGGGGUCGAACCCGGACCUUCUUGCUGUGAGGCGACAGUGCUAACCACUACACCACCGUGCCGCCCCCGAUUUUUAACUUAAUAAUUAAAAUGUGAUUUUAGUGUUCUUGUGACCAAAAAAAAUUAAACUCAUUAUGUAAGCUUCCAAAAUCAUUCAAACUUUCUAAAUGGUGAAGUAAAUUUGUAUUAUUAUUAUUAUUAUUAUUAUUAUUUUACAAACAAACCUUUUAAUAAAUUCAAACAAAGAGCACUCUGGAUUAAGAAUGAAAGGCCAUAAUGAAUGCUGUUUUAUAUCUGUGUGUUCAGACAGUAGCUUGAAUGUUGGUGUACAUGAAGUGGAUGGUGUAAAUCAGGAAUCAAGUCACACCUCAAUGGCAAAAUGUUAAAUAUUUUAUGUUAUUUUAUGUUUUACAGAAUAUUACUUGUCAAAAAAACAGCAACAGCCUUUAAUGAGUAUAUACAUGUAUUAAUGGGAUUAAAACUAUUUUCUUGUGAUUUUCAAA